AUGGGGAGACACCUCCUCCACACCCACCAGGCCCAGCCGACCGAAGUCAGACACCGAAACCAGGUCAAGAUCAUCACCACUCCCUGGACAUUAACGCAGAACCAGAAGGAACGCGUAGCAGUCGAGGCGGGAGUAAAAAGGUUUCACUUUAGGGCAUCGAGGACAUGUAGUCAUCAGCAAGGGUGGAGAUUCUGUGGCUCUUAUAAAGAGCUUAGAAGAGGACGUCUACUCUAA
Messenger RNA from Penicillium cosmopolitanum, 234 nucleotides. Its product is annotated as Nucleic acid-binding OB-fold. The record is from RefSeq and is a predicted model, not a curated record. Bases 1 to 234 code for a protein of 77 amino acids. NCBI's taxonomy places the organism in Eukaryota, Fungi, Ascomycota, Eurotiomycetes, Eurotiales, Aspergillaceae. The transcript has 2 exons.